AACCAAACAACCCGGCAAGCAUGGAACCGAUAUGACUUGUAUUUGGUGGAAUGGCGCCCCCCACCGGCACAUGUCCCCCCCCCCUGCUCACCCGUCGCCCCCUCAGUGUGUGUGGGUCACUGCUGCUGAGCUCCAGGACUCUUACAGGUGACGCGAUGCCUCAGAUUGAUAUGAACGUCAAGAGUAGAAGAGGAGGAACGCGUCACAACACCUGUAAAGCAAACGGUCUGGUCAAUGGUCAUGUCCCAGGCACAGGUAUUGUUAAUGGAACCGCCUCUCAUAAUCGCUGCCCAGCUUCUGCUGCUAAGAACAGUGAGAGCACACCAGCUGGCAUCCUGAAUGGUACCAAACCACAACACAUGGUUAAUGGUUAUGUGAACCACUGGCACAGAGGCAAGUGUACUAAAGCAGUGCCCCCGAGGAUGCUCAGGAAACGAGGAGAUGCUAUUUCUGCUGUGACUGAUGCCUCCGCCGGGGUCAGCAGCAGAGACAUUUCUAAUGGUGUGUCAGUCAAUGGGGCCGCCAGUCUAGACAUCGUAGCUUUGCUUGGUAAUUGUGAGCAAACAGCACCAGGGCCCAGCCUGUCGGCCUCAGCAGCAGCAGUGAAGGACCAGAGGAGAAGGAAGAAGUUCAGACGUAAGAAGAGAGACACUGAAGUCGCCUCUGUGCCGCCACAAGAGGAGGAAGACUGGGAGAGCGAGAUCCGAGACGUCACAGUCACUGGCUGGGAAGAGAUGUGCUUUGGGUGCUGCCCCUAUGGUCCAGAGGAUGUGCUUCAUUUUGCUUUGCGGGAUCUGACACUAAAGCAAAGAGACCAAGUGGUCCUGCCGGCCAACUACAGCCCGGCCAAACGCCACCUACGUCCUGUCGAGAUGUCCUACUACUACACUCUCCCUGAGCCAGGCCAGUUUGAAGACGCUGACGAGUAAGCCAGACAUUUUCUGUCAAGUUAGAGGAGUGCGUAAGUGCUCACUUGAAAAAUUAACUGUUGGCCUUUUUAGUUAGCUCUUAAUGGCACCGUGCAGAUUUUCUGGUCGUAGCGCCCAUCCCAAGAAUAUUAGUUCAGUCGUUAUCUUUCUUGUUUCCUCUAAUCUUAAACGUUUGUGGAAGAAAUUCUAUUUAAAACUUUAGGUUAGCAUCUAUGCAAAAUCCAAUUGUUAAAUGCUAUUGGAGGAUGGAGUCUGGGUUGAAAUCAAGUUGUUUUUUAUCAUUGGUUCUAUUUUAUAUUCAGAUUUUAUAUUUCUUUUAAAUCGCUAGAUAAAUAUCUGUUAGGCUUCUGUGAUCUUAAGGAAUGAUUUUAGUUAAUGUCACACUUCGGUGACUGUUGUCAGGAAUGCAUUUGCUGUUGAAUUUCAUGGCUCCAUCAUUUUGCUCGUCUUUUAAAGAACUAAAAUACUAGUUUCUAUCUUUUAAGUUUUUGUGUUUGAACGCACCUGAAUCGGAAACCCUGUUUUCGCCAUUAGUUAAGCGGUUAUGCAUUCAAUUGUAUUGUUUAUUUAUUGCACAUGUUCACAACAAAUGCACGAAGAAGAAGAAUCUUAAUUUGGGACAGCCGACCUUACCAAGAAAUUAUGGAUUGAUUGUGUAACAGCAAAAAAUCAUUACCUGUCUGUUCAGAUCUUCAUUUUCAUAACAACAAUAAAUCAAUUUUGAUUUCUAA
Molecule: messenger RNA, 1660 nt
Organism: Hippoglossus stenolepis (Pacific halibut)
Lineage: Eukaryota; Metazoa; Chordata; Actinopteri; Pleuronectiformes; Pleuronectidae
Exons: 4
Coding region: 51-929 (292 amino acids)
Source: RefSeq, a predicted model, not a curated record